Messenger RNA from Diceros bicornis minor, 4025 nucleotides. RefSeq names its product G protein-coupled receptor 55 (gene GPR55). The record is from RefSeq and is a predicted model, not a curated record. Bases 1 to 1080 code for a protein of 359 amino acids. Gene Ontology annotation, cellular component: membrane. Gene Ontology annotation, molecular function: G protein-coupled receptor activity. Gene Ontology annotation, biological process: phospholipase C-activating G protein-coupled receptor signaling pathway; positive regulation of Rho protein signal transduction. Lineage: Eukaryota; Metazoa; Chordata; Mammalia; Perissodactyla; Rhinocerotidae. The transcript has 2 exons.
AUGAGAAAGCUCAGCCCUACAGAGGGAAGUGAGUCUCUCCAGAGCAGGUUGGCGACCAAGCUGCGAGGAGAAAUGACAUCUCACAGCUCGCUCAGCUGCACCGCACCACCAGCAGGAGAGAACAUGAGCCACAACGAAAGCCAGCACUGUUCCUUUAGUGACGUGGAUGAGCUGAUGAAAACCGUGCAGCUGGUGGUCCACAUCCCCACCUUCCUCCUGGGCCUACUCCUCAACCUGCUGGCCAUCCGAGGCUUCCGCACCUUCCUGAAGAAGAGGUGGCCGGAUUAUGCUGCCACCUCCAUCUACAUGAUCAACCUGGCUGUCUUCGACCUGCUGCUGGUGCUUUCCCUCCCGUUCAAGACCAUCCUGAACCACGUGCAGACUUCCUAUCCUUCCUUCUGUACCGUGGUGGAAUGCCUCUACUUCAUCAGCAUGUACGGGAGUGUCUUCACUAUCUGCUUCAUCAGUCUGGACAGAUUCUUGGCCAUCCAGUACCCGCUCCAGGCCAGCCACUUCCGGUCUCCCAGGAAGAUCUUCGGGAUCUGCUGCACCAUCUGGGUCCUGGUGUGGGCCGGGAGCAUCCCUGUCUACAGCUUCCAUGGGCAAGUGGAAAACUACAAAUGCUUCCACAACAUGUCCGAUGGCACCUGGAGUGCCAAGGUCUUCUUCCCCCUCGAGGUGUUCGGCUUCCUUCUUCCCAUGUCCAUUAUGGGUUUCUGUUCCUCCAGGAGCAUUCACAUUCUGAUUGGCCGUCGGGACCACACCCAGGACUGGGUCCAGCAGAAGGCUUGCAUAUGGACUAUCGCAGCCAAUCUGGCUGUCUUUGUGGUCUCCUUUCUUCCGGUCCAUCUGGCUUUCUUCCUGCAGUUCCUGGUGAGGAAUGGCUUCAUUGUGGAGUGCGGAGCCAAGCAGAACAUCAGCGUGUUCGUGCAGUUGUCCAUGUGUUUCUCCAACGUCAACUGCUGCCUAGAUGUUUUCUGCUACUACUUUGUGAUCAAAGAAUUCCGCAUGGACAUCAUGGCCCACCGGCCCUCCAGGGCCCAGCUCGUCCUCCAGGAUACCAUGACCACCAGGGGCUAAGAAGAAAGACCUGCUCAAAGAAAGGAAAUCCUAGCCCUGAAUUCCAGUAGUGGAUAUCCUGUUUCAAGGUUUGGGAUAUAGCGGGAUGAUGUGUGGCACAUUUACUAAUGUGCUUCCCCUUUUGACGCGCAUGAACACUGUCUGUGCUAUUUAUGCCCCAAAGACUUUCUCCAGCACCCAGACAGCUUGACAUAAAUCACCCAGUAUUUGGGGAGCUCUGAAGAACCUAAGAACCAGGUGAAUCCUUGAUUUCUCAGUCCAAAAAGCAUGAAGCAGAAGAAUUGAGAAAGAAAAUGAGACCAUCUGAACAAGGCUGUUUCCCAACUCUCUCCUGUCCUUCUGUUAGACUAGAAGAUUCUGGAAGGGAAGAGAGAAAGGAGUUAGGAAAGAGAAUCAAGAGGGUUGGUCAUUGGUGGAGUGGGUCCUGGCUAGAGAGGGAGCAGUAGGAUGGAUCAAGCUCGUUUUUGUUUUGGGGAUCCCAGGUGGAGCAGACUUGCACUUUCCGGUCCCUCUGGGCUCUGUUGGCCAACAACCUCGCAGAGAUGACAGCAAGUGGGGGUGAUCGAGGCAAAGCAAGUAUGCACAGAGAGCCUUGAUUUUCCUAUCGGCCUUAGAAAGGCCUGGGAAGCCAGCCAGACCUUCCCGUGCUCACGAAAAGGCUGCAGAAGGACGAGGGGGGCUGGUGUAGAACAGGCUGUGGUGAAGCUGUGGACACUGUAGAAGCAGUGAGGACAGAGUGGAAAGGUGUUGGUGACACCUGAGAGCCAUGAGGGGACAGGAUACAUCUGGGGAGGGAAGGAGACAGGCCAAAGGCUGGAAGUGGACAGCCCCUUCCCCAUUGCCAUCAGGAUGUCACUGCAUAGAGUUUUAGCACUGGCCCAGGAUGAGGAGAAGCAGUGGAGACCUGCCUGGGAGAGGACAAAUUGCUGAACGUGAGCAGCUUGCUAUCCUGAACAGCCUGGGAAGUUGUAAAUUAGGCUUAGUUUCCUUGAGAAUGGUGAACAGGAAUCAGGCUUGAUUUGGUUUAGCCAGAGGAGAACAAGGAAUGUGUGUUUGUCUUGCCCACCUGAGUCCUGGCUGGGCAGCUGGCCACGGUGGCACUGUUCACAGAGGCACUGCCCACAGAGCUGUCCCUCUCCGGUGGCUGGGAGGGAGAAAAUGAGUCAGCCAGGAAUGGAAGAAUGUGCUUGAUGGCACGGGGCUCUUGGUAGUUCCUACAAACAAUUGAAAUCUGUAAACAAUUGAAUCACGGCUUUGAUUGGGCUUCUCUGAUGAUCCAGAGAAGGAGCAGUAGCAACAUCUGAAAGCUUCUGGUGACUUAGCUGCUCCGGAGAGUAAAGUGAUUAUAAGGAUGAACAUGGGGUAGUUUUGCAAGACGGAGUGAGUGGGAGGAGAAGGAACAGAUGAGACUUAAUGUGAACAAGGGAAGGUCUUUAGGGAGAAAAGCAACCACUUUCUACCUGUAGGAUGAGAAGCUUCCACUGCCAAGUGGUAGAUGGAAGGGAGGGGUGGCCGUGUGGCAGGGGAAAGGAGCGACUUAGAUAAAACCUUGAAAGGAGGAAGAGGUGGAGGUUGGAUGAUUGCCCGAGGCUUGAAGCUUUGGGGCUCUGUGAGGAGGUGGGGGACGGGCAGGAAGGAUGAAGGGCAGAGCUGCUUCCUGCCCAAGAAUCCCCAACUUGACUGAGAGCCAUUGAAGGGCAAGAGCCCCACCUUCUCCUGCCUCCCCCUCAGCCGACUCAGUGGUCAAGUAGCAUGCUGUGGGGCUGGAGGGAAGGGUGAGGGAGAAAGUGUCAGUGAAGGGGUGGAAAUGAUCAUGACCAGGACCAGAGGCUGCUGCCCCUCAGACUGGCCUCUAGGAGCCGGCCGCCAGAGUCAGGGGCUGUGCAGACCCAGAGAUGAGUCCUGCCCAGCUGCUCCAAGGCCUGGACACCCCUUCUCCACCUAUGGGCUGCACUGUCCCGUGGCCAUCCUGGACAGAGGCACACCUGUGCUACCGUUAGAAAGCCAGGAAGCUGUUAUAUCCAGCAGGACAUUUGGGCUGAAUUGGGGUCAGAGCCCAUGGGUGGGUGGAGUUGGGGACCACCCCUCCUCCAAUUUCUCUCUUUGCAUUGGGUGCUGGGAGCCCGCCUGGUGGAGUUGAGUGGCACCCUUCAUGCUGCAAUUGUAUCUACUAGUGUGCUUAGGGCCAGGCAGGCUUCCUAAGAGAAAAGGGAUGGCAGAGCUCUGAUCAUCCAUCAUCCCCAGUGAUGUUCAUAAACAUAAAAUCUUGUCUUAUGGGCAGCAUGACCCUGCUCUAGCCAGGUGACAGAUAGGGCGAGAGGGGAGUCUAGAGCCAUGAGCUGUGUAACUAUAAGAUGUAGGUCCUUGGAAGUGUAGAGCAGUCUUGGGUUGAUGUGACAACUGUGGACCUGACUGUGGGUGAGCCUUGGGAGCCUGACAGAUCCCAAAACACUGAGGAGUGGAGAGAGGCCUCUUCUCUCUCCCCAUGGCGACCCAUCCUGGCCUUCGAGUUAUAGAGGGCUCAUCAGAGUUCAUGAGAUUGGGCACAGGUCCAGCGCUGCAGGCCAGGCUGCUCCACAGGGGGGUCCACACUCUGGGCCCAAGCCCAGCCCGCAAUCAACAGUCAAGCACAGAAGGGGCAGAGGGCCAGGAUCAGGGUCAGGGUUAGUUAGGGUCCUGAUGCAUGCAAGGGCCCACUCCCACAGCAAGUGGCAGCCAGUGAGUUGGGGAACGCUGAACUUUGUCAUGGAAAAGGCUGAAAUUCCUGCUACUAAAGCUAGUGGAGGCUUGGAGACAUUGUUUGGCCAUAAACAUGACCUUAUUUGUAUUCCUAGUCUGGAAAAUCCUGAGCCAUACCUGUUACAUGUACAUGCGUGAAACUGGCAUAAUUAAUUGGAAAAAAUGAUUUGAUUAAUCUGAUUUGCCCAAUAAAUAGAUUCCAAUGA